ACAUUUAAAUUAUUAAUUUUAAAAAUGCAGGAGGUUGAAGGACUUGUUGGGCAGUAUCAUAAAGAUGCUAAAAACAAUAAUGGCGAAACUGCUUACCAAGUUUUUGCUAGAGAGCACAAGGGUUUGCUUAAAGAAGCAGAGGAUUGGAUGAAAGGAUUAGCAAAUUCAUAUAUAAUUGUUGGCGCUCUCAUUAUCACCAUAAUGUUCGCAGCAGCUUUCACCCUUCCUGGGGGUAACAAUCAGAAUGAGGGCUCUCCAAUGUUAUACAUAAUAUCCGAUGCAAUCUCUCUUUUUGCUGCAACGGCCUCAGUAUUAAUAUUUUUGGGAUUUCUCACGGCACGUUACAACAUGGAAGAUUUCCACAAAUCUAUUCCUAAUAAGUUGAUGGGUGGGCUUUCUACAUUGUUUAUAUCUCUUGCAGCAAUGAUGGUAGCAUUUUGCUCGGCUAUCUUUCUCAUGCUAGAAGACCGAUCGUGGAUUAUCAUUCCAUCUGUGUUGCUUGCAGGCGUUCCAGUCAGCUUGUUUGCGUGGUUGCAGUUUCCUUUGCUGGUUGAAAUUUGUGUUUUGACUUACAGAUCACCAAUUUUCAAGGAGAAAACAUCCUUGGCAAGCAAAAUAAAAGCGCUCUUCUGUUGGAAAGAGAAGAUUGAGUAGGUCUAGAUGAGGCUUUGUUUUAUGUUUGUCUUUGUUGCUACUCCGACUACAGAAACUUCUAAGGUCACCUUGUUAUGCUUGAGUAGAUCCAGAUGAGUCUUUGUUUGACUUAUGUUUUAUGCUUUGUUGCAAGUGAACUUUAAUUUUAUGUCCACUUUUGUUAUGGAACAGAAUUCUUGUGGUGUCUAAUUUUUCUGAGUUCAUAUUAGGAAAUUGGUGUUUGAUGUUGGGUGUAUGGCACUUUUUUUUUUUUUCUUAAAAAGGGGUUCGUGGUGCUUAGCUUUUGCUCUUCAAACGUCAGUUCUGCAAAACUAAACUAGUGAUGAGGCAAAAGAAAACGCAGUCAAAAAUGUUGAAGAAAUAAUAACUGUAACUAUCAAAUAUAGGAUAUCAACUAGCUCUCAAAUGUUCUUUAACAAUUAAACCAAACAAGACUAUAUUACCAUUUUACCUUUUGAUUUACAUAACAUUGCAUGCCACUGCCAAUCCUCAAUCCUUGCUUAUUAGUGAGCAUAUACAUAAAUUAAUGGAGCAUACAAACGUAUAGUAGGCUUCUGUCCUAGUGCUACUCAUCCAAUUUGAUACAUCAAAUGCUUUAGAUAUGUAUAUGCUUGCUAUCAUCGAAACUUCUAUUGAUUGUUAUCCUUUUGUUGGCAUCUCCAAUGUCCA
Molecule: messenger RNA, 1323 nt
Organism: Rubroshorea leprosula
Lineage: Eukaryota; Viridiplantae; Streptophyta; Magnoliopsida; Malvales; Dipterocarpaceae
Source: the annotation of a GenBank genome assembly